UUUGAUUCGUGUUCUGAAGCCUCUAGCCACGAUGAUUCCAGCUGACAUUCCCAAUAACUCGCCCAUUGAGGAAGUGAGGAACACGAUUCCGGCCACCGACGACCCGACGCUCCCGAUCCUAACAAUAAGGACAUGGGUGUUGGGGCCACUCGUGUGUGCCGUCACGUCUUUCAUGUACCAGAUUUCCUCGUAUAGGAGGAGCCAGAUGUGGGUCAGUGAGUCAUGCGCCCAAAUUUUGCUGCUUGUCAUGGGGAGACUAAUGGCCUCCACUCUUCCUGCCAAGAUCGUGGGGAUCCCGGGAACAAACUGGAAGUUUUCUCUCAAUCCGGGACCAUUCAACAUCAAGGAGCAUGCGCUGCUGGUCAUCCUCGCCACGACAGGAUUUGAAUCUAUGAAGUCCAUAGCGACCAUCGAUGCCAUCAAGGUGGUAUAUCACAAGAAUAUAAGUGUUUGGGCUUCCAUUUUGAUGGUCAUGACAUCUCAGAUGAUGGGGUAUGGUUUUGCUGGACUGUUCAGAAGGAUUCUUGUUGACAAUCCUUACAUGUGGUACCCCUUAAUAGUACCGAAAGUAUCUUUCUACAGAGCCCUCCAUGACAAAGAACCGAGAGCUAGAGGCCGGCUCAGCGGAUUCCAAAUUCUCAUUGCCUGUGCUGUCUGUGUCUUCGCCUAUACCAUCGUUCCCACCUACUUCAUGCAAACUAUCAUUGCGGUCUCAUUCGUCUGCUGGAUCUGGAAAGAUUCAGUCACAGCGCAUCAACUCGGUGCAGGUUACAAUGGUCUUGGGCUCGGUUCUUUUGCCAUUGAGUGGGAAUCGGUUACAGCUUGGGUGGGCAACCCUUUGAUCUUGCCUAGGUUCACGAUCGUGAACACACUGAUCGGGUUCGUGCUUAUAAUGUACGUGUGCAUACCAGUUGCUUAUUGGAUGAAUCUGUUCGAUGCGAAGAGGUUCCCGAUUUUCGCUCAAAAAUCAUAUGAUUAUUCGGGAAAAAUGUACAAUGUGGAACGGGUUUUUGGAAAAGACUUGGAAUUUAACGAGCAGGCGUACAACGAGUAUUCAAAGUUGUACAUGAGCAUCUCAUACGUCUUCAAACUGGGAUUCACAUUUGCUGCACUAACCGGAACAUUGACUUAUUUUCUUCUGUUCCACGGAAGGGAGAGCUGGCAGCAGCUGAAGCAGUCAAUGAAAAGCGAGAGCCAGUCCGGCGACAUUCACAAUGAGCUCAUGAAGAAGUAUGAGCCGAUCCCUCGAUGGUGGUUCUACUUGAUUGUCGUUUUGAUGGUCGGCCUCGGCAUUGUCAAUUGCGAAUUGUUUGGCAAAGAAUUCCAACUUCCGACUUGGGCAUUUCUACUUUCCUUGGCUAUACCACUCAUCCUCAUUCUUCCCCUGGGCAUCAUUGAAGCCACCACCGGCAGUUACCUCGGAUUAUCGGUCAUCUCGGACUUGAUCAUCGGCUAUUUAUAUCCGGGGAGGCCUAUAACCAGCGUCACUUUCCCAUCCUACGUGCAAAGCACUAAGAUGCACGCCAUCACGUUUAUAGCCGAGUUCAAGCUAGGACAUUACAUGAAGAUCCCACCGAGAUCUAUGUUCCUCGUUCAGAUCUUCGGCUCGCUCCUCUCCAGCUCCGUCAAGCUCGGGACAGCAUGGUGGGCCCUGACGUCGGUGGAGAACAUAUGCGACGAGGGCAAGCUGCCGAUGGGGAGCAUGUGGACGUGCCCCGGGAUCCAGCAAACCCUGACCCACACCAUGAUAUGGGGCGGCGUCGGGCCGGCCCGGAUGUUCAGGCCGGGGGCCUACGAGGGCAUCUACUACUUCUUCCUGGCGGGGGUGGCCGGCCCCCUGGUGGUGUGGCUCGCGGCCCGCGCCUUCCCAGGAAGGAAAUGGAUCCGGCUCAUCAACUUCCCGGUCAUCUUCAUGUCGGCCUCAUUCCUGAUGCCGGCCAGGCCGGUGCACUACUGGACGUUCUUCACGGCGGCGGCGGCGUACCACUUGGUGGCCCGGAGGUUGGCGAAGGGGUGGUGGGCCCGGCACGUCUACGACGUGUCCAAUGGGCUGGACCUCGGGAGCGCCUUCUUCGGGGUGCUCCUCGCUCUGUGCUUCGGUUUUUCCGAUAUACGGGGGCCGUACUGGUCGGGCAGGGACUUCAACGAGUUCUGUCCCCUGUCUAAGUGUCCGACCGCGCCGGGCGUCGUCCAGAAAAACUGCCCCGUCGUCUAAAGACCGCCUGACUUAGAAUUUCAACGCACGGGUCUAAGGCCAUAGCUUUUCU
Molecule: messenger RNA, 2267 nt
Organism: Rhodamnia argentea
Lineage: Eukaryota; Viridiplantae; Streptophyta; Magnoliopsida; Myrtales; Myrtaceae
Product: oligopeptide transporter 1-like
Exons: 6
Coding region: 32-2215 (727 amino acids)
Biological process (GO): transmembrane transport
Molecular function (GO): oligopeptide transmembrane transporter activity
Source: RefSeq, a predicted model, not a curated record